AUGGCCCUGCUAGGAUACUUCUUAUUCCUCUACGGCCUGAAGCAGGCGCUGGGCAGCUACCCGAUCUGGUGGUCCCUGGCCGUCGGGCCCCAGUACUCAUCCCUGGGCACUCAGCCCAUCCUGUGCGCCAGCAUCCCCGGCCUGGUCCCCAAGCAGCUGCGCUUCUGCCGAAACUACGUGGAGAUCAUGCCCAGCGUGGCGGAGGGCAUCAAGAUCAGCAUCCAGGAGUGCCAGCAUCAGUUCCGCGGGCGCCGCUGGAACUGUACCACCGUCAACAACAGCCUGGCCAUCUUCGGCCCUGUGCUGGACAAAGCCCCCAGCGGGUCCUCGGACCUCCUGGAAGCAUCAGCCCCCAGUGGGUUCUCGGACCUCCUGCGAGCGGCAGCCUCCAGCGGGUUCUCGGACCCCCUCCCCCCGCGAGCGUCAGCCCCCAGCGGGUUCUUAGACCUCCCGCGACUGUCAGCCUCCAGCGGGUUCUCGGACCCCCUGCGAGCGUCAGCCCCCAGCAGGUUCUCGGACCCCCUGCUGACGGGCAGCGAGCCCCUGACCAUCCUCCCGCUAACCCUGGAGCCAGAGGCCGCCGCCCAGGCACACUACAAGGCCUGCGACCGGCUGAAGCUGGAGCGCAAGCAGAGACGCAUGUGCCGCAGAGACCCAGGCGUGGCCGAGACGCUGGUGGAGGCGGUCAGCAUGAGCGCGCUGGAGUGCCAGUACCAGUUCCGGUUCGAGCGCUGGAACUGCACUUUGGAGGGCCGUUACCGGGCCAGCCUACUCAAGCGAGGCUUCAAGGAGACCGCCUUCCUCUAUGCCAUCUCCUCGGCCGGCCUGACGCACGCGCUGGCCAAGGCGUGCAGCGCGGGCCGCAUGGAGCGCUGCACGUGCGACGAGGCCCCCGACCUGGAGAACCGCGAGGCCUGGCAGUGGGGUGGCUGCGGGGACAACCUCAAGUACAGCAGCAAGUUCGUCAAGGAGUUCCUGGGCCGGCGGUCGAGCAAAGAUCUGCGAGCCCGCGUGGACUUCCACAACAACCUCGUGGGUGUGAAGGUAAUCAAGGCCGGGGUGGAGACCACGUGCAAGUGCCACGGUGUGUCCGGCUCCUGCACGGUGCGGACAUGCUGGCGACAGCUGGCGCCCUUCCAUGAGGUGGGCAAACGCCUGAAACACAAGUACGAGACGGCCCUCAAGGUGGGCAGCACCACCAACGAGGCCACCGGUGAGGCCGGUGCCAUCUCCCCGCCUCGGGGCCGGGUGGCUGGGACGGGCGGCAGCGACCCACUGCCCCGCACGCCGGAUCUCGUGCACCUGGAUGACUCGCCCAGCUUCUGCCUGGCCAGCCGCUUCUCCCCGGGCACCGCCGGCCGCAGGUGCCACCGGGAGAAGAACUGCGAGAGCAUCUGCUGUGGGCGUGGCCACAACACGCAGAGUCGGGUGGUGACGCGGCCCUGCCAGUGCCAGGUUCGUUGGUGCUGCUACGUGGAGUGCAGGCAGUGCACACAGCGUGAGGAGGUCUACACCUGCAAGGGCUGAGCUCCCCGGCCCCGCCCCCUGC
This is a messenger RNA of Neomonachus schauinslandi (Hawaiian monk seal), 1549 nucleotides long. RefSeq names its product Wnt family member 9A (gene WNT9A). Gene Ontology annotation, biological process: multicellular organism development; neuron differentiation; cell fate commitment. Bases 1 to 1527 code for a protein of 508 amino acids. The record is from RefSeq and is a predicted model, not a curated record. The transcript is spliced from 6 exons. Gene Ontology annotation, cellular component: extracellular region. Lineage: Eukaryota; Metazoa; Chordata; Mammalia; Carnivora; Phocidae. Gene Ontology annotation, molecular function: frizzled binding; cytokine activity.